UAAACAUCAACAGCACAGCAGUAAUUCAAGCAGAAGACAAAAUGGCAUCAAAGGGAUCAGAAGGAAAACGUGUUGUUGUUAUAGGAAUUGAUGACAGUGAAUACGCAGAGAAGGCUCUCAAAUUUUACUGUGACAAUGUGAUGAAAGAAGACGACUAUGUGGUACUUGGACAUUGCCCAGAGCUUUACGAUCUUUCUAUGGCCAGUCCUGCUGUUGUUGACCAGCUACUCAGGGAACUCUCAGAAAAAGUACAAGGUUUGGAAACGAAAUAUAAACAGAUAAUGCAAGGUUUAAAGCUAUCAGGAAAAUUUCGCACAGGCCAGGGGAAACCAGGUGAAGUCCUUUGUAAAAUAGCCAACGAGGAGAAAGCUGCUCUAGUGGUCGUAGGUACACGCGGACUCGGCAAAUUCCGUAGAACAAUUCUUGGUUCCGUUAGUGAUUACGUCAUCCACCAUUCCCACGUGCCAGUUCUCGUCUGCAGACAUUCAUGAAACUUAACGACAUCAAGAUAAUUUCGUCCCGUAUUCAAGACCCAUUGAUCAAUAAUUCUGUUUAAGUUGUAUGUACGUACAUAUGAAAGGACACAGGUCAUUGACUCAUAAGAAUUUAACACCAUUGGUCAUCUAUAAACAUGAUCUAUUUGACUUUUGGCAUUAAAGUAUAUAACAUUUAGCAGUUGGUAUGCAGCAUUUAGCUUUAAGUACUUGGCAUUUAGCAUUAAAUAUUUUUGAUUUAGCAAUUUGCAGUUAGCAUGGCGCACCGGCCUUCCAUAUAUAUGUACAUGCUAUAAAUCAGUGUGCAUAAUAACUCUGUUUGAAUACAUGUUACACCGAUUUUAAAAUGUGUAUAGAUAUACAAAGAUAUUACGGGACAUCCUGUUCAUGUCAUGUAAUAACGCACAUUCUUAUAUGAAAAGCCAUGUAUAUUUUCAUUAAAACACGACAAUAUUGACGACACGUCGACAUUAUUUGGCGCCAGACAGACUUCGAAAAAGAGUGCUACCAAAGUUGAUCUGCAACUUUAUAUAAAAGACGUUUGAGAAUCGGAAAAGAACGGUGUUACACUUAAAUUACGCACACUUAAUAGAAUAUAAAGAGCGUAGAAUCACCCAACAUUGUUAGCACGGUUACGCGUUGACGUCACGUUGCCCUGCUAUAUUUUGCGCUAAUCAUGCGAUCAACUUGUUUUCAUAAUUGAGAAUUACAACACACUAAAUAGCUGUUCUUUAUUCUUUAUAAAAUUGACAUAUUUCCAAUGGCUGCGGCACACAUCAGGACCCAUUUUAAAUGUCUGUUACUUACAUUUUCUUGAAGAAUAUUGUCAAUGCUGAAUAAAAAUCAAAAGAAAAGUGGGAGUCAUGUUUGAUGCAAGAAAAAUAUUUUCAGUCAGACACACAAAUUGCAAAAUCAGCUAAAAUUGAGACCCCAAAUUGUAGUGAUGGUGUAACUUUGGUAGCACUCUUUUUCGAAGUCUGUAAAUGCUACCUACAUGUCAAGCAUAGAUUUUUCAUGUGAAUUUAGCAAACAAAAUGCAAAGAAAAUAAGGAAAAUAGCUCUACAGAGCCAAAAAAAACUGAGAAUUAUUUAAGUCCGCCAUUAUGCGAUACCAUUUUUUUUCGUGCUAUUCUCAUAUUUAGUGCCUGUAUGCUUAGCAAAACCAUGAACUCGCCGAAUCGGUUGUAAACUGCGUGUAAUAAUUUACUCGGGUUAUGCCCUCGUGAAAUUAUUCCGUAAGCACGUAACGUUUUCGUAUUAUUUCGAUAUAGUUAACAUGAUUCUGCUAUAAACUAUUUCUAAAGAUUAGAUAAAAUUUAAUUAGUUUAUUUGACUAACAACACUACACCAAAUGUAAAAAUAAUGACAUAAAAAUACAUGUAUCAGAAAUUGAUUUACAAUGUAUAUUGGACUUGAGAUCCCUCUAACAGGCAUUUUAACCCUUACCGUGCUAAAUUUCUAUAAUACACUUGUCCAUCUUUCAAUUUUUACAGUACCAUUGACUGUUAAAAGGGGUGCAUAAUACCAAAAAAAUACUAACUGAAUGCCGAACGGUGCAGAUCAUGAUCAGACUGUACGGAUGUGUAGGCUGAUCAUAUCUACACUGGUCGCAAAGGCAGAAUCAGUCGUGUUUAGCAUGAUAAGGGUUAAUAUUCAGUUUCGUCAAUUAUAUCUUAGUCAAUGACUUAAUAUAAUUUUUGAGAUGUUUUUGUCUUUUCAUGAAUAUCAAACAUUCGUCUUUAAAACUUCUUAAAACUUAAAUACGUACGGUUUUUUCAAACUUCUUAUUUCUUUGAAAAUGUUAUGUUUGAUUCAGUGUGUUCACUUCAUAUUGUGAUACUAGUAUUUAAUUACACAGAAUUUUACUAUACUUUUUUGUCGUUUCAAACAUUUGUUGGUUACAUUCAUUGUGUAAUAAAACGUCACAUCUGAGAUAGUACAUAACAUAUGUAAAUAGGGCUGAAAUACAAAGGCACUUUCUCAGAGAGGGAGCUUUAUUUAAAUAACCUAAAGGUAAUCAUUGAAAAGUGUUGUUUCUAUAGUAACAUGAUAUUGUGAUGUACAGUGUAUUUGAGUAUAAAAGUAAUUAUAGCUCGUUCAAGCGGUAAUCAAGAGUAUAAACAAUGUAUUACAUAUGCAUGUAUGAUAAUAUAAAUUAAAAUAAAAUGCUCA
Messenger RNA from Mercenaria mercenaria, 2666 nucleotides. Its product is annotated as universal stress protein Slr1101-like. The coding region runs from base 42 to 491 and encodes 149 amino acids. Lineage: Eukaryota; Metazoa; Mollusca; Bivalvia; Venerida; Veneridae. The transcript is spliced from 5 exons. The record is from RefSeq and is a predicted model, not a curated record.